CUGCUGCCCGAGGGCUUCAGCUGCUUCUCUCUCGAGGCCAAAACCCUCGAGUCUCUGCUGCAGGCAGCAGAUGUGGGGUCUGCUGCAGCAGCAGCAAAAAGGCAGCUGCAGACAGACUUGGGAGAUUUGCUGCCGGGCCAGCAAGCCAGGAUCCUGCUGCUGCCCCAGGUCCCUGCUGCUGCUGCUGCUGCUGCUGCUGGUCCAGGGGGCGGCGCGGCUGCAGCAGUUGAGCCCGGCGCUGCAGCAGCAAGCGGCGCGCAGCCAGGGCCCGCAGCAGCUGCUGCAGCAGACACGCAGAGUGCAGCAGCACCAGCUGCAGCAGCAGCAGCAGCAGCAGAUAGCAGCACGGCCUAUUUGCUGCUGCGCUACUCAGCAAAUGAUUCAAGCGUCAUCGACCUCGCCUUCCUCCUGCCAAAUCCUUCCUGGAUGACAAUUCGGGAUAAGACUCUGCUGCUGCUGGAGCUGGGCCUCCGUCUGGCGGUUUUGGGUCGGGUGGAGGUUUUCGACGCCGUCAACACUGCUGCCGCAGAUGGGUGUUG
Messenger RNA from Eimeria tenella, 539 nucleotides. RefSeq lists its product as uncharacterized. The record is from RefSeq and is a predicted model, not a curated record. The transcript has 3 exons. The annotation marks the transcript as partial. Lineage: Eukaryota; Apicomplexa; Conoidasida; Eucoccidiorida; Eimeriidae.